AUGUUGCCUCUCGGUCUCCUCACGGCCGCACAGGGCCACCCCAUGCUGGUGGAACUGAAGAACGGCGAAACUCUGAACGGCCACCUGGUUACGUGCGAUAACUUCAUGAACCUGAUUCUGCGCGAGGUAGUGCAGACGAGUCCUGAGGGCGACCGCUUCUUCAGACUACCCGAAGUCUACAUCCGGGGCAACAACAUCAAAUACCUACGAGUUCCCGAAGAGAUUGUCGAGAUUGUCAAAGAGCAGCAACAGAACCAACCACAAGGCCGUCGCGGCGGGCGAGACGGUGAUCGUGGCCGCGGUCGUGGUCGGGGUGGUGGUGGUGGUGGCGGCCGGGGUGGACGUGGUCGGGGACGAGGCGGCCCCAAUUAG
Penicillium samsonianum is the source of this 372-nucleotide messenger RNA. Its product is annotated as U6 snRNA-associated Sm-like protein LSm4. Gene Ontology annotation, cellular component: P-body; U6 snRNP; spliceosomal tri-snRNP complex. The record is from RefSeq and is a predicted model, not a curated record. NCBI's taxonomy places the organism in Eukaryota, Fungi, Ascomycota, Eurotiomycetes, Eurotiales, Aspergillaceae. The coding region runs from base 1 to 372 and encodes 123 amino acids. Gene Ontology annotation, biological process: nuclear-transcribed mRNA catabolic process; mRNA splicing, via spliceosome; spliceosomal snRNP assembly. Gene Ontology annotation, molecular function: U6 snRNA binding. The transcript has 3 exons.